AGCGCUGCCGUGGGAGCCUCUCGGUGUUCCCAGCACUGCUGCUGUCCUGCAUGCCCAGCCGGGCAACCACUGGGCCAGGACAACCUCGUCACCAGCCCGGGUCCGUGCAGGAGUGCUGGCAGCAGGGAGAACCCCCCGGGGACUCAGCGAUGCUGGGACUGCGCCCGCAGCCGCUUCGGGACCGGUGAGCAGGGUGGGGGAAAGCUCCAUGGGGCUUCAUCUGCUGGAGGGGCCGGGCCAGCAUGGAGCCAGCCAGCGCCCUUCCCAACGCCUCCGGUAACGGCAGCGGCGCUGGCAGUGCCCCUCACUCGCCCGCAGCCACGGGGCUCAUCCUGCUGGCAGCCCUGUCCGUCCUGCUGGCCACGCUGGUGGGCAACGCUCUGGUGGUGGUGGCCAUCUCCACCAGCCGGGCCCUGCAAGCCCCACAGAACCUCUUCCUCGUGUCCCUGGCCUCGGCAGACAUCCUGGUGGCCGUCCUCGUCCUGCCCUUCUCGCUGGCCAACGAGGUGAUGGGCUACUGGUACUUUGGCGGGCUGUGGUGCAGCCUGUACCUGGCGCUGGACGUGCUGCUCUGCACGGCGUCCAUCGGGCACCUCUGUGCCAUCAGCCUCGACCGCUACUGGGCCGUGACACGGGCGGCACGGCUCAACCUGCGCCGCAGCCCGCGGCGGGUGAAGGGCAUGAUCGGGGCGGUGUGGGCGGCGGCGGCCCUGGUGGCACUGCCGCCGCUCCUGCGGCCGCGGCCGGCCGGGCGGGAGUGCCAGCUGAGCCAGGAGACCUGGUACGUGCUGGCCUCCUGCGCCGCCUCCUUCUUCGUGCCCUGCCUCGUCAUGGUGGCCGUCUACUGCCGCAUCUACCGCCUGACUGCCCGGCGGACGGCCGCCCUGCUGGCUGCCCGCUCCCCGCGCCCCGCCAGCGGCGAUGGAAAGGCGUCGGGUGUUGGGAUGCUGAGAUGGCGUCGCCGGAGCCAGCACCAGAGCGUGCUGCUGUGCCGCCGGCGGCUGGUGCGGGCGCGGGAGCGGCGCUUCACCGUCGUGCUGGCCGUGGUGAUGGGCGCCUUCGUGCUGUGCUGGUUCCCCUUCUUCUUCACCUACAGCCUGGGCGCUCUCUGCGGGCAGGGCUGCCACGUCUCCAAGCCGCUCUUCAACUUCUUCUUCUGGAUCGGCUACUGCAACAGCAGCGUCAACCCCCUCAUCUACACGCUCUUUAACCGGGACUUCCGCGCUGCCUUCCGCCGGCUCCUCGCCGUCCCGCACCGGCACCGCACUUAGGGACGCGCUGGGACACCGGGGACACGGCCCCGGCCCUGCUCAGCCUUCACGGCACCUGGCCCCAGCACAGCCCUGGAUGGCAGUGCCAGUGUGCAGCUCAAGGGGCUUCUGGAAAUGCAGGAUUGAAUAAAACGAGACCAGAUGCUGUGCCUGGGGCUGGUGUCUGCCUCCAGGGAGCCCAGGAAGAGGCACCAAGCGCCAGCACCUUUUGUCACCCGCAUCACCCCACGCAUGUGCCUUGCAGCGGUGGUGGUGACAACUUGCUGUGGCAGCUCCAGUGAGUACCAGCCCUCCCCACUCCCAGAUGAAUGUCUGUGUCCCCCAGCACUCUGUCGUGUAGGGGAUGGACCCCAUGGCUGCUGCAAGGAGACAAAACCAGCAUCACCAGCACUGGGCUGAGCUGGCUGUGCCACCACGGCAGCCCUGUCCCUCUCUGUCCCCGCUGGGAACAUGCCAGCUGUGCUGUGCCAUGGGGGCUCUGUGAGGGCACACACAGACCCACGGUGGGGUACAAGGGCUGCAGGCCUGGCGUGGAACACCCCACAUCCUGCUCGGGGACUGUGCUGGGAUCUUGCUGCAGGAGGGAAAGCAGGAAUGACAUCCCAGAGCCAGAAAUCUGUUCUCCCCUGGGGGAGUGUCAGAGAUGGGAUCGAAUGGGAACAGGCUCCAGCACAGCCUGACGUGCAAGAGGCCACAGAGGCAGCUGUGGGGCGAAGACCCAGGGACAACCACAUCCCCCUUGGGGGGCAGAAACCGCCCCACACCCCCCUGCCUGGCUGCCUGCCUCGCUCUGCACAGACACCCGGAGGUCAGGGGCUGCUCCACUUCUUCAGCUCUGCUGCUCAAAAUAGAAAAUCUCAAAACAUUGGACUUUCUCUGGGCUAAAAACAGCUGCUGGCGCCUGGGAGCUGGAGCUCAAGGAACACUGGUCCCCGCCAGCCCUCGCAGCCCCUUCCAGGGUGGGUGCAGCUCAGCUGGGCUCUGGGGGGCUGGAUGGGGAGGGGGCACUGGCAGCAGUGAGGAUCCCCAGUGUGGGGAGGCUCAGGAGUGAGCUCUGGAGCCAGCAGAGGCUCCCAGUGGGAUGGGCUGGGAUGGGUCCUGGUGCUGGCUCUCAGAGGGGUCUGACCCGGGGCUGGAGCUGCACGGGCACUGCCCGCGGAAGGAGCUGCCCUAUCGCUGCCACCCAGCUUCCCCUCCCUUCUCCUUCUCACCACUGAACAACAUUUUGCUUCUAAAAAUACCCAGACGAGGGCAGCCAGUGGGGACACGGCCAGGCCAGUUCUCCCAGUGCCCUGGCCACCACCCUGGUGCCAGCAGGGUGCCAGGCACUCUCCAUCCUCCCGGGCAUGGGCACACAGGAGCAGCACACUCUGCUAAAACACAGAGUGGCAGCUGCUCCACCUGAGCUGCUGCUGGAUCUGCCGGGGACAUCAGGAUCCUCUGGCCACUGGUGCUGCCCCAUGUGCCCCCCGCUGUCCCUGAGUCCUGUCAGUGAUGGGAAAGGUGCUGCAGAACGCCAGGUGGGAGGGAACAGAGAACAGCAGCCCAAGGGUUAAUGCUGGAAAUGGAUGGGAACAGAGUUACCUCGUUUGAAGUUCAAAAUAAACACUUUGGAAGGAAAGCAGCUCUAAAAGAGGAGCUCUCACACCCUGAGCUCAUCCCUCCAGGCAGUGACAGAGAGAU
Messenger RNA from Passer domesticus (house sparrow), 2954 nucleotides. RefSeq names its product alpha-2C adrenergic receptor-like. The transcript has a single exon. The record is from RefSeq and is a predicted model, not a curated record. Gene Ontology annotation, biological process: adenylate cyclase-activating adrenergic receptor signaling pathway. Gene Ontology annotation, cellular component: plasma membrane. Bases 243 to 1271 code for a protein of 342 amino acids. Gene Ontology annotation, molecular function: epinephrine binding; alpha2-adrenergic receptor activity. NCBI's taxonomy places the organism in Eukaryota, Metazoa, Chordata, Aves, Passeriformes, Passeridae.